Molecule: messenger RNA, 1376 nt
Organism: Cuscuta europaea
Lineage: Eukaryota; Viridiplantae; Streptophyta; Magnoliopsida; Solanales; Convolvulaceae
Source: the annotation of a GenBank genome assembly
GUAAAAUGAUAAAAAAUGAAAGAGUGUAAAAGUGUCAUUUGAAAUGGCAAUGACUAUGAAUCUAUGAUGCACCUAUCCAUGUAAAACUGCAACUGGCCCAAUAUGCAAACACUAUCCAUAAAGGUUUCUCUGUUCAGCCCAUUAAAGCCCACUAUCUAACCACGGUAAUUUCAUCGCCUUGUAGCUGAAACCCUAGGGAAGCUUGUUACUGCCGACUGAAGAUUCGGUGAAGAGGACCCGUUUGCUGCAGACGGAAGAUCGGCGAAAAAGUCCAAUGGGGAGAAGGCCAGCAAGGUGUUACCGCCAGAUUAAGAACAAGCCAUACCCAAAGUCAAGGUAUUGCCGUGGUGUGCCUGACCCAAAGAUUAGGAUCUAUGAUGUGGGGAUGAAGAAAAAGGGAGUUGAUGAGUUCCCCUUCUGUGUGCAUUUGGUCAGCUGGGAAAAGGAGAAUGUGUCGAGUGAGGCCCUUGAAGCUGCCCGAAUUGCUUGCAACAAGUAUAUGACCAAGUUUGCAGGAAAGGAUGCCUUCCAUCUUAGGGUUAGGGUUCACCCUUUCCAUGUCCUUCGUAUUAACAAGAUGUUGUCGUGUGCUGGGGCUGAUAGGCUCCAAACGGGAAUGAGGGGGGCAUUUGGCAAGCCACAGGGUGUCUGUGCUCGUGUUGCCAUUGGACAGGUUCUUCUGUCCGUUCGCUGCAAGGAUUCUAACAGUCAAAAUGCACAGGAGGCUUUGCGUCGUGCCAAGUUUAAGUUCCCUGGCCGCCAAAAGAUCAUUGUUAGCAGGAAAUGGGGUUUUACAAAGUUCAAUCGUACUGAUUAUGUGAACUACAAGAAGGAAGGCCGCAUUGUGUCUGAUGGUGUCAAUGCUAAGGUUUGAGCCUAUUCCUUUGUUGUACUAAAGUAACUGUUUCAUUUAACUUUCUUGUUUAUGAGAUAUCUGAUAUAAGCAACGACUUCGGAUUUCUUUUUUUGUGUUUUUCUAGCUUUUGGGGUGUCAUGGACCUCUUGCAAAACGCCAACCUGGGAAAGCAUUUAUUGACGCAGCAGCUUAAAGUUUCUGUUUUGUUUCACAAACCUCUUGAGCAAAGUCUAUCCUGUAGCACAUUAUGUUUUUUUUAUUGGAGCAAAUAUAUCCUGACAUCACUUUAUGAAAUUCUGUCUUUAGUAGGUUGGUGUUUGUUUCACUGUUUUGAUUACUUUGAUGCGUUUGCUAGUAUCAUAUUUCAAUAGUCGUGUUCUUUCCUUUUGCAUUGUCUAUUGUCUUCCUUUGAUGUUGGAAUAUCUAUGCUGGACAGUUGGAAUAUCCGGUCCUUAACGAAGUUUACACUUUGACAGUUUGACUUCACACAUGUUAAAGAAAUAAAUUUGACUUUAGUGUA